Molecule: messenger RNA, 481 nt
Organism: Fulmarus glacialis (Northern fulmar)
Lineage: Eukaryota; Metazoa; Chordata; Aves; Procellariiformes; Procellariidae
Gene: CYTL1
Product: cytokine-like 1
Exons: 4
Coding region: 35-436 (133 amino acids)
Biological process (GO): positive regulation of transcription by RNA polymerase II
Source: RefSeq, a predicted model, not a curated record
CCUCCCUUCCUCCUCCUUGGACAAACUCCUCACAAUGAAGAUGCUGCUGAGCCUGAUUGCUCUGCUCUCUGCUGCCCUGUUAGCCAACGCAGCCCCUCCAACUUGCUACUCGAGGGUGUUGUCUCUGAGCAAAGAAAUCACGGAGUCUUUUAAGGAGUUACAGACCUCCAAAGCUGUGGACUCAUGUGUGGAGAUGCUGCCCAGGCUGUACUUGGACAUACAUAAUUACUGUGUGUUGGCAAAACUCCGUGAUUUUGUGGCCUACCCCAGAUGUGAGAGAGUGCUUGAAGUGAGUGAGCUGAAGGAAAAAGCCCGGAGCCUGUACACCAUCAUGAUCUCCUACUGCAGAAGGGACUUGGUGUUCCUCACUGAUGACUGUAACGCUCUGGAAAAUCCUAUUCUGCCUCCCAUUGAGCCCUCCAUCAUUGAGAGCUAAAAUGGAGUCAGCCCAAAAGUUGUACCUGGGAAAUUUUCAAGGAGA